AGAAGUUACAAUUCGGACGAGCAAGGGUUAACUCUUAUCUCAGAUUAAAACAAGCCCUGCGCCGCUUACUCUCGCAGAUUCCUCCCGAAGCAACCUUUGUUAACUCUCUACGCCAAUCUUAGCGCUUAGACAUUCCUUUUGCUUAUUAUCAUUGUAUGUUUUCGUUUCUAUCUCAGUUGCAAUCAUGGCUGAUGAAAACAAUGAGAUAAGGGAAGAGCAAGAACAGCUCGCACCCUUUGAUCCAUCCAAGAAGAAAAAGAAGAAGAAGGUUGUGAUUCAGGAACCUAUUGAGGACUUAGCAGAGUCGUCACAGAUAGAGAAAUCUGAUUCAUUGCCUGUUAAUGAUGGUCUUGAGAGUUCAUUCACUGGGAUGAAGAAAAAGAAGAAGAAGCCAGCUGAAUCAAGUGCAUUGAACAAUGAAAGUGUUGAUGCUGGAGAAGAUUUGGAUGAGCUUGCUAAUGACGAGGAAGAGGGGGAAGAAGGAAUAGUUCUAAAGCAACGUUACCCCUGGGAGGGCAGUGAGAGGGAUUACAUAUAUGACGAGCUUCUUGGUAGAGUCUUUAACAUUCUCCGUGAAAAUAAUCCGGAGCUUGCUGGAGAUAGGCGUCGUACAGUUAUGAGGCCUCCUCAAGUUCUUCGUGAGGGGACAAAGAAGACUGUCUUUGUCAACUUCAUGGACCUUUGCAAGACGAUGCAUCGUCAACCAGAUCAUGUUAUGCAAUACUUGCUUGCUGAGUUGGGUACUAGUGGUUCGCUUGAUGGGCAGCAAAGGUUGGUUGUUAAGGGAAGGUUUGCACCUAAGAACUUUGAAGGAAUUUUGCGGCGAUAUAUCACUGACUACGUCAUUUGCCUUGGUUGCAAGAGCCCAGACACAAUUCUCUCGAAGGAGAACCGUCUCUUCUUUCUGAGAUGUGAAAAGUGUGGAUCUCAACGAUCUGUGGCUCCGAUCAAAACAGGGUUUGUUGCUCGUGUUAGUCGCAGGAAGACUUGAGAAAUUAGAAGGUGAAGUGAGCUUGUUAUGGAGUCGGAGCUAUGCUUCUCUUCUACUGCUUCUGUAUGAAUUUAUGGGUUGAAAUACUUGUCUUGUUUUUUUUUUGAAGUUGUUUGGGAAUAUGAUCAAGAAUCACCAGAUUAUGACUUGACUUUAAAAAAUGGGAUAGGAUCAAAACCUUUUACUCUGUCAGGUUCAUGUGGUCAACUUGAAGGUCGAUUUAGUAAAUCCAUGGACUUCUUUUUUGUGGCAA
Molecule: messenger RNA, 1244 nt
Organism: Arabidopsis lyrata subsp. lyrata
Lineage: Eukaryota; Viridiplantae; Streptophyta; Magnoliopsida; Brassicales; Brassicaceae
Product: eukaryotic translation initiation factor 2 subunit beta
Exons: 10
Coding region: 185-991 (268 amino acids)
Biological process (GO): formation of translation preinitiation complex; formation of cytoplasmic translation initiation complex; translational initiation
Cellular component (GO): eukaryotic translation initiation factor 2 complex
Molecular function (GO): translation initiation factor activity; mRNA binding; translation initiation factor binding
Source: RefSeq, a predicted model, not a curated record